This is a messenger RNA of Westerdykella ornata, 310 nucleotides long. RefSeq lists its product as uncharacterized. NCBI's taxonomy places the organism in Eukaryota, Fungi, Ascomycota, Dothideomycetes, Pleosporales, Sporormiaceae. The coding region runs from base 50 to 244 and encodes 64 amino acids. The transcript has a single exon. The record is from RefSeq and is a predicted model, not a curated record.
AAAGCUGCGAAGAUGACAUCGCCUGCUCCAGCUUCACUUCGUCGUCUUCAUGGUGCACCAUUGUGAUAGAACACGUUACUACGCCCCUCAGAUUGAAGCAGGCCUCUGCAGGAUGAAGUUGGCUCCCCGUCUGAGAACCAGCAAUAUCUCCGCCUCCUCAGCACAACUAAGUCAAACAUCCCAUGUUCACCCAACUCGUAUCCCGUCACAGGCCGCUUCAUAUGUGGUUGCCAUCAAGAUGUGAAAGACCAUAAGGGAUAAGAGGGGAGCUCGCAGCCGACACUAUAGAGUCAUCCCUAGAGACCCAUAA